Messenger RNA from Thermothielavioides terrestris NRRL 8126, 1898 nucleotides. RefSeq lists its product as uncharacterized. The record is from RefSeq and is a predicted model, not a curated record. Gene Ontology annotation, molecular function: transmembrane transporter activity. The transcript is spliced from 5 exons. The coding region runs from base 122 to 1729 and encodes 535 amino acids. Gene Ontology annotation, biological process: transmembrane transport. NCBI's taxonomy places the organism in Eukaryota, Fungi, Ascomycota, Sordariomycetes, Sordariales, Chaetomiaceae.
CGGUCCCCCGGUUUCUGUGCGCGUGCCUUCCUUUGUGAAGGACGGGAGGACUUGGCUUUGCCGCCUAAGUCUAACCGAACCUCUCAAGUCAUCUGGGGCUUCCCCAACAAGACCUCGAGCCAUGACCGAGAAGCAGGAAUCUGCCGAAGUCUUCGCAGACGAGGCCGGAAUGAAGGCCGGCUCAAUUGGAGAGAAGGCGGCAGCGGAGGACGGCGGCUUGCGCAGAAGGGCAGAAAAGUUGCAUGAGUUCCACGAGUCCGAGGGCUACCUCAUCGACAUCGACAGCGAAGAUGCGUCCAGGGCGGCAGGACUCAAACUCGCCAAGGACGGCCGCACCGUCUUAAUCCCACAGCCCAGCGACGAUGUCAACGAUCCUCUGAACUGGAGCUGGGCCAGGAAACACCUGAUGCUCUUCAUUGUUGCGUUUGUUUCCUUCUUCCCGGACUAUGGCAGUGCAACGGGCGCCGUGACCCUGAUCCCGCAGGCAGCGGAGUGGGGCAUGACGCCGGACUAUGUCAACCACUCGCAGGCUGGCAACGUCUUCAUGCUUGGCGCUGGCGGCGUUGUCGUCGUCAUGCUGAGCGCCUUUUUUGGCCGCCUCCCGGUGGUUUUCUGGUUCCUACUCAUCUCCACGGCCACGGCGGCGUGGUGCGCCGGAGCGACGUCGUUCGAGUCGUUUAUGGCGGCGCGCAUCCUCAACGGCUUCUUCUCGACCGUAUGCCAAUCCGGCGGGCUCAUGUUUGUCAAGGACAUUUUCUUCUUCCACGAGCAGGCGCGCAAGAUCAACAUCUGGGCCUCAUUCAUCAUCAUCAGCCCCUACAUGGGUCCCCUACUGACCGCUUUCAUCACCGACAAGCUGCGCUGGCCGGUGGCGUUUUGGGUGUUCUUCGCCAUGAACGCGCUUGGCUUGGUCUUGGUGGUAUGCUUUCUGGACGAGACAUACUAUGACCGCAGCAUCCCGGCCGCGGAACAGCCGCCGCGGGGCAGCCGAGUCGCGCGCUUAGUUGGCGUUUCGCAAUGGAGGUCGCGGCACCUUCGCAACACGUUCACGCAGGCGUGCUGGCGCACAAUCCGAGUGUUGUUGUUGCCGACGGUGGCCCUGUCGUGUCUGUUCUAUGCACUCACCUUCGCCUGGGUCGUCGGCAUCAACACGACGCUCUCGCUGUUUGUCACGCCGCUCUACGGCUUCGGGCCGAAGCAGAUCGGCUUCUUUUACUUCACGCCGGUGGUGGCGGUGAUCCUGGCCGAGGCGGCAGGCCACUGGCUGCACGAUGCGCUGGCCAAGCAAUACAUCCGGAGGCACAAGGGCCACUUCGAGCCCGAGGUCCGGCUCCGCGCCGUGUUCUUCUCGGCGCCGCUGAUGAUCGUCGGGCUCGUGCUGCUCGGGCAGUGCUUUGAGAACGCGUGGCACUACAUGGUGACGAGCGUGUGCUGGGGCCUGUACGUGUUCGGCAUCAUGAUUGCGACGGUGGCGCUCAACAGCUACUGCCUCGACAGCUACCCGGAGGCGUCGGGCGAGGUGUCGGCGUGGCUGAACUUCUCGCGCACCAUCGGCGGGUUCAUCAUCAGCUACUUCCAGGUGAGCUGGGCCGAGGCGCAGGGCACCAAGGCCAGCUUCGGGAUCCAAGCUGCGGUGUGCGGCGCUGCGUUGGUGUUGAUCGUUGUGCUUUUGUGGCGGGGCAAGUCAAUGCGCAUCUGGGCGGGACCGUUGAACUUUGCAACGACCUGAGAAUCGUUGGAUGCAUUCGAUAGAGGUGCCGGGUAAUUAGAGAGGCAGGACGGAGAGGGGACGGAGGCUGAAUGGUGCGCACUGUGCAUCGCUUCAGAAUAAGCCAACCCAGGGUCUCAUCGCCGCGUGCAUGUGCCAGCUGCAUUUGGAGAACGGUCGAGUCGCUUGU